This is a messenger RNA of Drosophila virilis, 3196 nucleotides long. RefSeq names its product protein RUFY3. Gene Ontology annotation, molecular function: metal ion binding. The record is from RefSeq and is a predicted model, not a curated record. NCBI's taxonomy places the organism in Eukaryota, Metazoa, Arthropoda, Insecta, Diptera, Drosophilidae. Gene Ontology annotation, cellular component: cytoplasm.
AACGCAACAACAGGAUAACUCAGCGCAGCGUUUAAAAAUACAACAUAAUUGCAAUCAAUUAUUAUUUAUAAAGUUUGAAAUAUAAUUAAAAAUAGAAAAAGUGUUAAAUUAACAAGUGCGCUCUAAAGCAGCUGCUAAACCGACAGCCAAACUCAGCAGUUUUUCACGUAUGUUGCAAGCAACGCAAGCUUUUCGAAUGCGCUCAUUUUGGCUAUUUUACUUUUUUGUAUGCAACUAAGAAAGUAAGUGCAACACGAUGCGUGGACUGGUUGACGAGGCAAAGAAGUCGAAAUUCGGCACGGCCAACAACAACAACAAUAACAACAACCUCAACCACAGCAGCAGCAGCACCAGCAGCGGCAACAUGGGUAGUCGAGGCAGGACAGCGCUGGCCAGUGCCAGCACAUCUCGAUCCUUGAAGGGUGCUAUGAAAACGCCCACAACAACAACAGCAACAACAGGCGGUGCGGCCAAAAAGCUGUCUCCACAAGUUGCUACAAAGUCCAAGGCAGCUGCGUCAUCAACAGCAGCAGCAGCAGCAACAACAACAACAACAACAACCACCACCAGCAGCAGCCACACAGCAAGCAGCUCCAGCGUGAAGUCCAGUGCCGCAAAAGUCCAAAAGGGUCAGAAUCCACCCCCACAGGCGCAGUCAACGGCCGCAGCAGCAGCAGCAGCAGCCGUGUCCCCUCCUGCACCCACACCCGCACCUGCAGCAGCCACCCUGCAGCCACAGACAACGCAGCUGCAGCCGUACAACAAUAACAGCAACACAAUUGCUUUACCCAAGGCAUCGCAUGCCAAUACCAGCGAGGAGCUGGCCGGCGGCGUCCAGGACACCAUUUACCUAUGCAAUUUUCGCGUCUCUGUGGACGGCGAAUGGCUGUGCCUCAAGGAGCUGCAGGACAUCGAUGUGGCCAACGGACAGAAGACGGUGGGCGGCGGCGCAGCGCUUAUAAAUGCAACAGGAGUAGCUGGCGGUGCGGGUGCUGGUGGCGCCGCCGGUGCUGGCCACGUGCAGCACCGUACACAGACGCAACAUCAUCAGUUUGGGCAGCGCAACAGCAAACGCUACUCGGGCCUUUCGACAACCAGCGGCGGUGGCACAUUCGAGGAUAACGCACGUGACACGGCCGAGAUAGAGCGCAGCAAUUUGGUCAACAUUUGCAAGCUGGUUGUCAAGGAGCUGCUGGAGCAAUCGUUGCGCUAUGGCCGUAUGCUCGACUCGGAUCAUUUGCCGCUACAGCAUUUCUUUAUAGUUAUUGAGCAUGUUCUGGGGCAUGGACUGCGACCCAAGAAGGGUCUGCUGGGGCCGCGCAAGGAGCUCUGGGACUUGCUGCAGAGUGUCGAAACCUAUUGCCCCGAGGCGCAGGAUAUCACGGCCAGUGUAAGAGAUCUACCCACGGUCCGGACACACAUAGGACGCGCACGCGCCUGGCUACGCAUUGCUCUCAUGCAAAAGAAGCUAUCCGAUUACCUGCAGGCAUUGAUCGAGCAUCGCGAGGAUUCAUUGCACGACUACUACGAACCGCAUGCUCUGAUGAUGAGUGAUGAGAUUGUUGUCAUUAUGGGCAUUUUGGUGGGCCUAAAUGUCAUAGAUUGCAAUCUGUGUGUCAAGGAGGAGGAUCUGGACUCGCAGCAGGGCGUCAUCGACUUUUCGCUCUAUCUACGCUCCAGCUCUCGCAGUGCUGAAUCCAACGAGGAGUCCGGUGCGCCACCUGCCCAACUGGAUGCCGCUGGGCAGGGCAACAUGAUUGCCGUGUUGGAUCAAAAGAACUAUAUCGAAGAGCUCAAUCGGCAUUUGAACGCCACUGUGGGCAAUCUUCAGGCCAAGGUCGAGUCGCUGACCACCACCAAUGCCUUGAUGAAGGAGGAUCUGGCCAUAGCGCGCAACAGUUUGCUCGCCCUGCAGGCCGAGAACCAGGCCAUGCGCCAGUCCGCCAGCCAACAGGCAGCACAAAGUCAUUCGGACAACAGCUCCACGGGCAGUGGCAGUGACAAAGACAAGGAGAAGGACAAGGACAAGGUAGAUGGCUUGAGCACGGAGCUGGCGGAGGAACGUAAACGCAGCGCCGAGCUGGAUAAGGAACUCAAGCUGCAGAUCUCCCUCAAAGCCGAAUCCGAUAUGGCCAUGAAACUGCUGGAGAAGGAUAUACAUGAGAAACAGGACACGAUUGUCUCGCUUCGCCGUCAACUGGAUGACAUCAAGCAAAUCAACCUGGAGAUGUAUCGCAAACUGCAGGAAUGCAAAUCUUCGCUGACACACAAAACGGAGCUAAUGAGCAAAUUAGAGUGCCAAAAGGAAGAUAUGGCCAGCACAAUUGAACAAUUAGAGAAAAAAUGGACUAAUGAUAAAAGCAAUUUGGGCGAGAUAUUGAAGAAUACCUCACAGACGCUAUCCACCCAGGUGAACGCUAGCGAGGAGCGUGCUGCACGCGCGGAGGCAGAGACGCGCAUAGAGCGGGAAUGGCGCGUAUCCUUGCAGGAGAAGGAGCUUAAGUUAAAGGAGAAGAUCGCCACGCUGCAAGCAUGCCUCAAGGAGCUGAACGAGGAGAAGCAAAAGAGCGACAAGCUGAAAUUGGAUUUGGAGAAGGCGCGCGAGCAGUGGUCGGAGGCGCAGACAACGCUCGAGGAGCUGGGCAUACAGCUGAGCAUGAGCAAACUGAAGAUAGCUGAAUAUCAGGACAACGAGCGACGCCAGCAGCAGCUGCUCUCCGGCUCAUCGCAGUCGCUGCAGGCGAUGCCGGAAACGUUGAGCUCUCCCGGCAUUUGGGCGCCUGAUUCGAUAACCACACAAUGCACUGCCUGCACCCGGGAAUUCAAUUUGGCGCGCCGGAAACACCAUUGUCGCAGCUGUGGGGAGAUCUUCUGCAAGGCCUGCUCCCAGCAUACCCUGCCCCUGCUGAAUGCCCAGGGUCAGCCGGGCCGGCCGGUGCGUGUGUGCGAUGCAUGCUAUUCUGCCACUGGCAAAUGAUCCAUAGCGAAGCUCAUUUAUAUUUACAAAUAUCCUAUAUAAAAUGAUUGUAGUUGUUUACGAAUUGAUUGUUAUAAACAAAUAUUGUUCAGCGACAUAGUUUUUGUGGUAAACGUUAUAUGAUAAUUUUGCUGCGCCCACAUAUUUCCAAUUGGCGAGGCCUGCGUCUAUGCAAUAAAUGUAUUUUUAUAUUCCUAUUAUUUCACACAAUUACAUUAA